Thyridium curvatum is the source of this 741-nucleotide messenger RNA. RefSeq lists its product as uncharacterized. The record is from RefSeq and is a predicted model, not a curated record. Lineage: Eukaryota; Fungi; Ascomycota; Sordariomycetes; Thyridiales; Thyridiaceae. Bases 1 to 741 code for a protein of 246 amino acids. The transcript has a single exon.
AUGAGAGCUGCCCUCAACCAGAGACGCACACAUUUAGAUCAGUUUUCACCACUCGUGACGUCCCGAGAGCUGGCUUCAAGUCGAUCUUCCCGGUCUACGGUAGCCAUCAAAGGUUGGCAAGCAUUUCGACUUCAGAAGUCCAUAACGUUUUCAGCUUCAGGCCCUGUUCAACAAACUAAAAGCGAACGCUCUUGCAAAUAUGCGGCACGUCAUGUGAAGGCUCUCAUCGGCCAUCCUACUACUCCGGACCGCUAUCAGACGGCAUCUUGGCUCGACGUGCUCGAUGUGGUCGAUGCGGUCAGGUCGAUGAGCUCGCCUUUCCACCUGUUCCUCCCCCCAGCUACUGAGCCAGGUGACUGGGUUCUGAGGUCGUUUCGCCCAUCCCAAGACAUGCAAAGAUGCCUAGUGGUAAGAAAGGCACUCGGAGAGAAUGUGCUUUGCGUGGUUGGUCAAGGGAUAUAUGUCCGCGGCAGCUACGACGCCGACACUCUCGGCAGUGACACAAGCGACAACGACGGCUUCGAGGUGGACACAGACUGUGACGACGAUGAUUUCAUGUUCUCUGCCCGCAGGGAACAGUUCUGUGUCACUUUCGACGUGGAGGAUCUGCUUGUAUUUAUGAGCCAGCCGGGCCUGAACCUUUCUGAUGCUGGUGAUGCCUGUGGGGAUUUGAUCUUCGAGCGAUUGAACACAGGUGUCUGCGGGCGCAUCAAUUCUUCUUUUGCAAAAAGGAUAAAGUAG